GAUAGGAGAGAGAACGUUAUUCGCCUCUUGGCAUUUGUCAAGUGUGGUUGUUCAUUCACGGCUCCCGCGUUACUGAUAUUGACCUGUGUGUAUUUUCCUCCAAGUUUACGCAAACUAUGGCGCACUUCGCUAUGAACUCUGAUGAAUUGUCUGACAGCGAUCAAGACGGUUUGAUUUAUUCGUUGGGUGCCCGAGAACCAUCGUUUAAUCUUGAUUUGCUUUCAAAUCCUGGAAGCUUUUCACAGGUAUCAGAGUUUCUCAAUUCCAUAAAUUCAGGCGAAGAGAGCGGAAAUAUCCAGUCCUCUAUGGAUCAAAAGUUAGAUUUGAAUUACGUUUCUAUCCCAAACAUUGGCGAUACAACAAUGAAUACCGCUACUUUCUAUGAAGAAAAUUUGUCAACAAUAAAAGAAUCGGAUUUAUAUAAUUCAGAACUUUGUUUGGAAACUUCACCGCCCGAUUUGACAGUAGCUAAUACAGUGGUCAGUGACAAAGACUACAGAAAUAAACGCGAACGUAACAACAUUGCUGUCCGUAAAAGCAGAAUCAAAGCUAAAUCGAAGAGAGCUGUUACACAGAAUCGUGUGUCUCAACUCAAAGAAGAAAACAAACAGCUAGAAGAAAAAAUCAAAACCCUUGUCCAAGAACUUAAAUUAUGUAGAAGUUUAUUUGUCCAAAAAGGUUCUCCUGUUCCAGACCAACUUCAGUCAAUGUUAGACGAAAACAUUUUGUAAAUUUUUAUUCAUUAACGAUACGAGUUUUAAAUAUGUUUAACCUUGGGUUAUUAUACCUUAAUGACUAUUGAAAUCCAGGACGAGUCGGAGAUUUAUAAAUUUACAAAAAUAUGGAUCGCACUUGUAUUUCAUAUCGUCUCACUUUUUGCAAUAUUUGCAUUGAAUGUUUGUCAGAAUUUAGCUAUAGAAAAAAAUGUAUGAAGUGGGAUGCAAUGACAGAAAAAUAUUUUCCUAUACUUUCUACAAAUUGGGCAAAUUUUCUUAGCGCCAAAGCAACAUUUUUUUAAAUGUGAUUUUCAUUCAUUCAAAGAACCUGGUGUAUCGUUAAGAACGUUAUAAGAGAAUGUUCUUUCAAAAAUUAAUGGAACUGCAAUUAUUUUUGUAAAUAUUCAUU
Molecule: messenger RNA, 1125 nt
Organism: Octopus sinensis (East Asian common octopus)
Lineage: Eukaryota; Metazoa; Mollusca; Cephalopoda; Octopoda; Octopodidae
Product: CCAAT/enhancer-binding protein epsilon
Exons: 2
Coding region: 117-731 (204 amino acids)
Biological process (GO): DNA-templated transcription; regulation of transcription by RNA polymerase II
Molecular function (GO): DNA-binding transcription factor activity, RNA polymerase II-specific; RNA polymerase II cis-regulatory region sequence-specific DNA binding
Source: RefSeq, a predicted model, not a curated record